Electrophorus electricus (electric eel) is the source of this 1952-nucleotide messenger RNA. RefSeq names its product chibby 1, beta catenin antagonist (gene cby1). NCBI's taxonomy places the organism in Eukaryota, Metazoa, Chordata, Actinopteri, Gymnotiformes, Gymnotidae. The record is from RefSeq and is a predicted model, not a curated record.
CACCUCCGGAAGUAGCCAGAUGUUUACAAAUCCGUAGACACUUAAGGGUAAGCUAUCAUUGCUGUGCGAAUGAGUAAAACACGCAAAUUUAAUAGCUAUAUCUGUGAGAUGUUAAUAAUUGUCUAAACUAUUCCUUUAGAAAAUUGUCAUAAAACGCAAUCAACCCAUUACUCAUGUAGUCCUAGGACAGGUGUUGUUAGUUUGUUCUCGAGGGAUUCAUUUGCCUUAACUAACUAGCUAGCUAGAAGUGUAACGUUAGUAAGCGUUAAUAGGUACGAUAGCUAGCCGAGCUAGUUCAAAGCUAGUCAACGUUAUAUAACGUUACCUGGCUAGGGUUCAACUGUCUUGGAAGUAAUGUUAGUCUUUACCAUCUGCAAAGUUAACGAUCGGGUUUACAAGUUUAGUUGUUGCUAGCUAAUUUGCUAACAUCGUAGCUAGCUAAGGAUGGCAAUGUUUCAAAUCUUUCAAAUAUAGCUAAGGUUUAACUUAAAUGUUUAUGUUAUUUCUACGGCUGUAUUAUGCCGAUGCAACUUAUUUUUUAAUUGGGUAACAUUAAUACUGGAUUGCACUCAACUAAGACAAUAUAUAGGUGAAUUGAUUAUAGCUAAUGUAUGAGGAUUGUGGAGUAGGAAAGGACCGUGGAUAGAUCGCUAAAAGUCCUGUGUCGCGUAGCCUAGUGUGCAGUCACAACUUGGAUGAAAUGUGAGUUGUUUUUUCUUUAGUCUUUCUUGCAGCACGUUUCUACGUGUACCUCAGAAUGCCCCUUUUUGGCAAUACGUUCAGCCCCAAGAAGACGCCACCUCGGAAAUCCGCAUCUCUCUCUAACCUCCAUACAUUGGAUCGGUCCACUAGGGAGGUGGAAUUAGGUCUGGAGUAUGGAGCCCCUGUAAUGAAUAUUGGUGGUCAGAGCUUGAAAUUUGAAGAUGGACAAUGGAUUACAGAGUCAGGAGGUACUGUGUCAAACAAGGAGGUACAGAAAUUGAAGAAGAGGAAUCUGCAGUUGGAAGAAGAAAAUAAUCUUCUAAAGCUUAAAAUUGAUAUUCUCUUAGAUAUGCUGUCGGAAACCACAGCAGAGUCACAUGUAAUGCAAAAGGAAUUGGAGGACAUGAAGAAUCAUUACAAACGAAAAAAGUGACGGGAAGAAUAAAAACGGGACUUUCAUUAUGAACAUUGCAUGGAAGUUUAUAGGUUGUUCCUAGAAAUUAUUUGUUGUACUAUUCAAAUAUCAUGGAUAUUUUAGAAGUAGUGAUAUAAAAGAUUUUUUUUGGAAGACUUUGUUGUAUAGCUGGAUGCUUGUCUGUGUUCAUAUCAGAUAUGCCGAUGUGGAACCUGAGUAAAGUGUUAUUUUGGUGACAAUCUGAACACAGCAUUAUUUUCUUAUUUGUUUUUUUGCUUUUCUUUUGUGAUAUUUGACAAUUUACAAAGAUUUGAUUAGAUUUUUUAAAUGAUUUGAAUGUCUUUAUUUGUUGCAGUUACAGUGGCUAAUGGUAUUUUUAACUUGUUUUUUCUCCUAAUGCAUAUUAUCUUUAAAUCAACAGCCACCUUGCAUCUAUUGAGGGUUAUUUGGUUAUUUUAGUCUUUUACACAUAGGCCCAGAAUGUGAAAUAUGGAUAUUUAUAUGCAGUCAGUUCUUUGACUUUUGUCUCACUGUUUGCUCAUUAUUAUUGUGUGUUUGUUUUAUUAUUGAUGUCAUUAAUUCUAGAUGUGAAAUAAUGCAUUAACAUGAUAGUGCUGCAAUGUAUGAAAACCUAAUGGGGGAAAAACAGUUCUCAGUUCAGUUUAGGAAGACCAAAUGAAAUACCUGUGUGAGCAUAGGUUUUGUCCGUGUCACAAUAUGAACAAGAAACCACGGAGAUGCAUGUACAGGCCAGUUGGAGUACUGCCAUCAUGAUAUUAACACAUACACAGAAUACCUGUGUGCUGAUAUAAUAAUACAUACGAUUAUUUAGGAA